AUGGAUGUUGUUGUUGCUAAUGAUGGUACAGAUAGUAUAGGUCUAUUUCUUGGAUUUGAUUAUCCAACAUUUAAAAGUUCUACCAUUAUUUUAAAUACACGCGCUGUCAUUCCCUUUUGCCUUAUUGCAGCUGAUUUUAAUAAUGAUAAUCAAUUGGAUAUUGCAGUCUCUUUUUCAGAGACUAACUUUAUUGAUAUAUUUUUAGGAUAUGCAAAUGGCACUUUUAUUUAUCAUAUAUCCUAUUCAACGGGUUCCACUCCAACGGUAAUUGCCGUUGGUGAUUUCAAUAAUGACAAACAAUUAGAUAUUGCUGUCAUCAAUUCACAAGGUUUCAGUUUCAGCAUAUUUCUAGGAUAUGGUAAUGGAACAUUUACCGAACAAAGGAUAUAUUCGACGGGUUCUUCAUCUCCAGAUUCUAUUGUUGUUAGUGAUUUCAAUCAGGAUGAUAAUCUGGAUGUUGUUGUUGCCAACAAAGGAAACGAUUAUAUUGGUAUAUUUCUGGGACAUGGUAAUGGAACAUUUGCAGAGAAAAUAUCAUAUUGGAGAUCAACUAACUCGUCAGCACUCUGGAUUGCUGUUGAUGAUUUCAAUAAUGAUCGCAUACUAGACUUAGCUAUUGCCAGUCGAGACAUAGACGAAAUUGAGAUACUUUUAGGAUAUGGUAAUGGCUCUUUUAGAAGUGUAACAACAUAUUCAACUGGAUAUGAUUCUAGUCCAUAUUCAAUUGCUGUUGGUGAUUUGAAUAAUGAUGGUUCAAUUGAUAUCGCUGUUGCUAAUCAAGACAGUAAGAAUAUUGGCAUAUUUUAUGGAUAUGGUAACGGUACUUUUUCAUCCCAAAUAACAAUACCAAUGGGCUCUAACUCUAUUUUGGCUAUGAUUGCCAUUGCUGAUUUGAAUAAUGAUAAAAUACUUGAUAUAAUUGUCUCUGAUAUAGGUAAUGGUGAUGGUAAUAUUAGUGUUCUUUAUGGAUAUGGAUAUGGAAAGUUCGCAAUGCUGAAAACUUAUUCAACUGGUAUUAAUUCAUAUCCAACAUCUUUUGUAAUAUGUGAUUUUAACAAUGAUAGUAGAGCAGACUUGGCUAUCGUUAUCCCUAACACUGCCACUAUAAUAAUCAUGCUUCGAUAUAAAAGUACACCUUUUGCAACACAAGCAACGUUUUCAACGGGCAAUACUUCUUCUCCUCUUUCAGUCGCUGUUGGAGAUUUCAAUAAUGAUGAUCGACUAGAUAUUGCAGUUGCUAAUUCUGGUACAAAUAAUAUUGGUAUUUUUCUCGGAUAUGGUGAUGGAACAUUUGGGAAGCAAAUAAUCCACACAAAUGGUGAUUAUUCUAAUCCAAGUUGUAUUGUUGUAAGUGAUUUCAAUAAUGAUCAUCAAUUAGAUAUUGUUGUUGCUAAUACUGACACGAGCAAUAUAGGUAUUUUAUUUGGGUAUGGUAAUGGAACUUUUUCAUUUAUGACGACUUAUUCAACUGGAAUUGGUUCUUCUCCCUUCUCGAUAGUAGUUGCUGAUUUAAAUAAAGAUAAUCGAUUAGAUCUUGUUGUUGCUAAUGUUGGUACCAAUAAAAUACUUGUUUUUUAUGGUUUAGACAACGGAGUUUUUGCAAAUCCAGACUCGUAUCCUGUAAAUUAUAAUGCUCGACCUCUAUCUGUUAAUGUCGGAGAUUUUGACAAUGAUGGUUGGUUAGAUAUCAUUGUUGCUUGUUUUAGUACGGACUAUGUACAGAUUUUUUUACAAAAAUGUUAA
This is a messenger RNA of Rotaria sp. Silwood2, 1743 nucleotides long. NCBI's taxonomy places the organism in Eukaryota, Metazoa, Rotifera, Eurotatoria, Philodinida, Philodinidae. The record is from the annotation of a GenBank genome assembly.